Messenger RNA from Drosophila yakuba, 1704 nucleotides. RefSeq lists its product as uncharacterized. Gene Ontology annotation, molecular function: nucleic acid binding. NCBI's taxonomy places the organism in Eukaryota, Metazoa, Arthropoda, Insecta, Diptera, Drosophilidae. The record is from RefSeq and is a predicted model, not a curated record. Bases 1 to 1704 code for a protein of 567 amino acids. The transcript has 4 exons. Gene Ontology annotation, biological process: DNA integration.
AUGGAACGGCUAUGGCGCAUCGAUCAUGUGGAGCCUCCUGAGAUCACACUUACGCCAGAGCAGCGAAACUGUGAGGAGUUCUACACCAAAACGACGACGUCCCAGAAAUCGCUUAACGACAUUCUGAUGGUCGGGCCGACCAUUCAGCCAGAUCUUUAUACACUACUCCUGCGUUUUCGGAUACAUCGCUAUGCUAUCACUGCUGAUGAGGUCAAGAUGUUCCGCCAAGUCAACAUGUUUGCCGAGGAUCGCAGAUUCCAAUACAUUCUUUGGAGAGCGUCGCCAUCGCAACCAUUGAGCACCUUCGAAUUGAAUACUGUAACUUAUGUCACAGCGGCUGCACCGUAUCUAGCCAUACGCAGUUUGUCAUAUCUAGCCGACAAAUUCAUGGACAAAUUGGAGAUUGGAGCUAAAGCCAUCAAAUCGUCUUUCUAUGUGGAUGACUUCCUAGGUGGAGCGGAUACGGUUACAGAUGGCUUCCAAAUGCUAAAGGUCGGAGGGCACCUGGAGCUUGCAGGCUACCCAGAAUCCCAAAAGCAUCCUGUGCUGCUCCCAGCUAAGGAUCCAUUUGUGUCACAGUUCGCUCGCCAUCUUCAUCUACAGAACUAUCACGCCGGGCCACGGACGCUCGUCGCUUUAAUUAGAAAACAGUUCUGGAUAGUGAAUGCAAGGGACUUGGCGCGACAAGUCGUUCACUCAUGUAUACAUUGUCGCCGCUAUCGACCAACUCUCGAAAGGCAGCUAAUGGGCGAACUGCCUAAAGAGCGGAUCAUACAAUCUAGACCAUUUUUAAGAUGCGGAAUAGACUUUUGCGGACCAAUCAACGUCUAUUUGCGCAUCCGGGGUAAGCCGCCUACCAAGGCCUACCUAGCCGUCUUCGUUUGCUUUGCCACGAAGGCGAUACAUGUCGAAGUGGUAUCGGAUCUCACGACGGAUAGCUUCAUUGCAUCACUAAAGCGUUUUAUUGCCCGACGCGGACUUCCCUCGGACAUAUUCUGUGACAACGCUACAAAUUUCGCAGGAGCUAACAACAAGCUCGAAUCGUUGAAGCAGUUUCUGUUUAAAGACGAAACAACAAAAACAAUCCACUAUUUCUGUCGCUCAGAGUUCAUUAACUUCCACUUUAUUCCACCCAGGGCUCCACACUUCGGAGGCAUAUGGGAAGCUGCAGUAAAAAGUGUCAAGGGACUACUCAAUCGCACUCUUCGAGACACCAGGUUAACCUUCGAGGAGUUAGCCACUGCAGCUGCUGACGUCGAGGCGAUCCUGAACUCUCGCCCGUUAACGCCGCUCUCAUCAGACCCAAAGGACCUGGCCGCUCUCACGCCUGGCCACUUCUUAGUGGGUGACGCACUCCGAGCACUACCGGAACUUCCACCAAUCGACGACAACCUGGACAAGUUGGAUCGAUGGAAAAGGGUCAGCGCACUCAAACAUCACAUCUGGAGUCGCUGGAGCCACGAGUACAUCAACGAGCUCCAAGUUCGCACAACCUGGACGAAGACUUCACCAAAUUUGGCUGUCAACGACAUGGUCAUCGUUCACGAGGAUAAUCUUCCCCCACAACGGUGGCUUCUUGGGCGCAUAGUCAGCACGAUUGCAGGAGCGGACAACAUCGUGCGUGUAGCCGACGUACGCACUGCCAAGGGAAUCAUCCGCCGCCCUAUACGGAAACUACUUUCAAGGGGGCCGCUGUUGCGCUAG